CCUCACAUUUCCUCCCGAUCAGAGAGACAAGUAACAAAAUGGCAAGAACCAAGCAGACCGCUCGUAAAUCCACCGGAGGCAAAGCCCCCAGGAAGCAACUGGCCACCAAGGCUGCUCGUAAGAGCGCCCCGGCCACCGGCGGCGUGAAGAAGCCUCACCGUUACAGGCCCGGUACCGUGGCUCUGAGAGAGAUCCGUCGCUACCAGAAAUCGACGGAGCUGCUGAUCCGCAAGCUGCCCUUCCAGCGCCUGGUCAGAGAAAUCGCUCAGGAUUUCAAGACCGACCUGCGCUUCCAGAGCUCCGCUGUCAUGGCUCUGCAGGAGGCCAGCGAGGCUUACCUGGUCGGCCUGUUUGAGGACACCAACCUGUGCGCCAUCCACGCCAAGAGGGUUACCAUCAUGCCCAAGGACAUACAGCUGGCCCGCCGCAUCCGCGGAGAGAGAGCUUAAACUGCUGCUGCUCCACUGACGAUAACAACGGCUCUUUUAAGAGCCACUUCACUGCACUCAAGACAAAACUCCUCUGCUGCCCUCACUAGUUACUGACUGUUCAUACAUAUAAUACACUGUAAAUAACUGACUGCAGAGUUUAAAGUAAAUAUCUCGCCAAUAAAGUUCCCAUCAAA
Hippoglossus stenolepis (Pacific halibut) is the source of this 625-nucleotide messenger RNA. RefSeq names its product histone H3. Bases 39 to 449 code for a protein of 136 amino acids. Gene Ontology annotation, molecular function: structural constituent of chromatin; DNA binding; protein heterodimerization activity. The transcript has a single exon. Gene Ontology annotation, cellular component: nucleosome. NCBI's taxonomy places the organism in Eukaryota, Metazoa, Chordata, Actinopteri, Pleuronectiformes, Pleuronectidae. The record is from RefSeq and is a predicted model, not a curated record.